AUGAGAAACGGUAAUCAAACUACUCGUAUCGAGCCAAAUCGUCGUAUAACAAGAUCUGUUACAUCAGCUCUUAACAAUCAAAUACUAGCUCAUAGUACAACACGAACUACGAGUGUUAAAAAAAAGCAACAACAACCAAAACAACGACAUCGACCGGCACGAGUUAAUCGACCAGAAGGAUAUGCCAAGAACAUUGAAAAAGACACAAUUUUAAUAUGUAUGAACUGUGAAGUUAAACUGAAGGAUAAGCUGUUUGCUUUAGAUUGUGGACAUAUACGUUCUAAAAGGCAUAUAGAAGACAAAAUGUAUAUAGAUACUUUUUAA
Messenger RNA from Entrophospora sp. SA101, 324 nucleotides. Lineage: Eukaryota; Fungi; Glomeromycota; Glomeromycetes; Entrophosporales; Entrophosporaceae. The record is from the annotation of a GenBank genome assembly.